AUGAAGAGCACGUUCCUUCUCUUCAUUUUGCUGGGAGUAGUAGUGUCUGGAAGAAGAACCCCACUGCUUAGGGGCUUGCCUGCAACAAGUACUGUUGAAGAAAAUGCACCAGCUGGUGUUUCCAUUUAUACCUUCAAUGUGACUGGUUCUCCAUUGUCUUCUGGAGUUGUUGCAAUACAUCCUACCAUAGUAAAUUCGAAUCCACUUACGGAAGCAUUUGCUAUUGUAUCCGCAGGAGAUCUUGUGUAUAGGGUUGUUACCACAGGAAACCCUAUCCUAGAUUAUGAAACUAUGCCAAAGCGCUUUGAUUUACAGAUUUUUGUUGAAGAUACUGCUGGAAGGACUGACCUCAACACACUAACUGUCCAAGUAGCAGAUAAGAAUGAACGUCCUGUGUUUUGGGGAAAUAUGGCAAUUCAAACUGUGAGGAUCUAUGUCUUGGAAGGAAUGCCUCCUGGACUCAUCUACAGAGUCAAUGCAACAGAUCCUGAAAAUGGUGAACUCAAAUAUUCACCACUCCCUGAAUCAGUGCCAUUCCAGGUCUUGGAAAAUGGAGACAUUUUUUCAAGAAAAAAAAUAGAUUACGAGAAGGAUCCACACUGCUAUUUUUUAAAUAUAACAGCGACAGAUCCAGAAGGACUAAACUCUACUAGAACAGUGAAUAUAAAUAUAAUUAACAUCAAUGAUGAAAGUCCUUACUUUACCACAAAACAAAGAAUCUACAGGAUUCCUGAGGAACAAAGCCCAGGAACUGUUGUUGCCAAUAUAACAGCUAAAGAUCCUGAUGAUGAAGACUCUCCUAGCAGACUUUUCUACAGCAUCCAGUCUUCUGACACAUAUUUCUCCAUAAAUCCAUCAACUGGAGUGCUGCAGGUAUCCGGGAGAAUCGACCGCGAUGUCCUUCCCCUGCAGCUCCAUCCCAAUGUCUCCAUGAUAAUCCGGGUGGAGGACAGCCCUCGUGUAGGGCACUUCAGUGAAAUGGAGAUCACAGUCAUCGUUGGAGACAUCAAUGACAACCCACCAGAAUGCAAUCCCUCCACCUUCAGGAAAGAAAUACAUGAAAAUACUACUGCUGGGAUAGUUCUUCUUGAUCUCAGAAACAGCUGUAAAGAUAUUGAUGUUGAUCCACCAAACAAUCUAUUUAGUUUCACUGGAUUAUCUGGUUUUGGAAGCAACAACUUUGCUCUGGAGUCUGCUGAGUCCGGAAGACUUGUGAUGACUGAAAGUAUUGAUUUAGAAAAUCCAUCUAAUCCAGGAGUUGAGGUUUAUUCUUUGACUGUCAGGGUGCAAGAUAUCGCCUCUCCUAACUACUCAAAUACCAUUUACAUUUAUAUCAGGAUAAAGCCAGUGAAUGAAUUUUUUCCAGUCUUCAGUAGUCCAUCAUAUGAAUUUUAUGUUCCAGAAAUUACUAAAGUUGGAUCCACUAUUGGAAAAGUGACUGCCAGCGAUGCAGACUGGCCACCCAGUGUCAUCACUUAUUCCAUUAUAGCUGGAGGAGGGACCAGGGAUUACACAAAUGCAUUCUGGAUCAGCCCAAUUAAUGGAGAUGUGAAGAUUUUAGAAAGAUUAGACUAUGAAACAACCCAGAAACACUUUUUCACAGUGCAAGCCUCAGACCAAGAGAGGACUGCAACAGCAUCUGUAACUGUCAAUGUUUUGGAAGUAAAUGAUGAAGAACCCAUUUGUUCACCAAAUUUCUAUUCAUUUCAAAUCCCAGUCAGUUUAGCAGUUGGGACCAAUGUCAAUGGCUUCAGGAUUCAAUGUCAAGAUCGUGAUUCUGAUCCCAGGUCUUUCCGUUACUUCAUUGAAGGCAAUGUGAACAAUCAUUUCACCUUUUCACCAAUGGCUGGCUCCAACACGUCUCAGCUGAUUCUUGCAUCUCCCUUUGACUAUGAGAGUGGGCUUGAUACAAAAUGGAUUUACAGACUGCGUGUCUACAUAACAGAUGACAAUUUACUAUCUGUCAAGAACAAGGCUACACACCUAGUUAAAACUGGAACAGUGACUUUAAGCAUCAGAGUUAUCCCAAACCCAACAACUGUCACUACCACGACGCCUGGCUUUACAGUGGUGACGAAGAAGGAGAACCUCUACUUGGACUCAGCAUGGUACGUGCCAUUUGUCACCACACUGGGCAGCCUUCUGCUCCUGGGACUGCUGGGCCAUCUCCUGGCCAGGUGGCUCUGUGCCCGCUGCCUGUCUGCACCCCAAGCUGACAGCACACCUCUGAUAAAUGCUCCAGAAAAGAAAAAACCUAAGAAAGAAGUGGCUUUGGAAAUGAUAAAACUCAACACUGUCUUUGACGGAGAAGCCAGAGACCCAGUCACUGGCAAAAUGUACGAAUUCAAUACCCAGUCAGGGGCCCGGAGGUGGAAGAAGAGCAAUGAGCCCCUCCAGCCCACUGCAGACUUGCAGGUAAGGUCAAGUGCCACAGGGGAUGGUGACCAAGAGACAGACAGACCAGAGGUGCCAAGCAAAAAAGAGACUUCAGAGAAGAGGAAAGAGCCAAGAGAAGCUGCCAGGCCCUCGGCUGGGCCAUCCCUAUCACCAGGCCAGGACGGGCUGGAGGUACCGAAGCAGAAAGGGGAGCCUGAGGACAGGGAGUUACCCUCAUCAGCUCAGCAGCACAGACACUGACUCUUCUCCCUGAAUGAAUGCUGCCUUUGGUUACACCAGGCCUAAAGCUUUCUGCCUCUCUCAGCUGCAGAACUGGGUAAGACUGGGAAAGAAGGGAUGGAAAGUAACAGGACAGUGACUGUGAUCCGGGAGAAUGCAGCCCCUGCUUUUCCAUGUGCAGAGACAGUCCCUGCAGGCAGCAGAAGCUGUUUACUGAGAAAGGGACGAUGUGAAAGAGUGAGAAAAAGAACCUAAAGCACCAUAAUGGACAGAAGCAUCUGCUGCCCUCUGGGCUGUAGCUCCUGGCGGCUUCCUUUGGGAGAGCUCCUUGCCCCCAGACCAACAUGGCCGUGUCCCCAGAUCACUUUCAGGGAGGGCAACGUGCGCAUGGACACAGUGAAUGGGGCCAGGAGUGCAGCUGCAUGGAGAGCCAAGCGUGAGGUUGGCUUGCUUCUCCUGUCUCUGCUAAGUCUGAAAAGCCGAAUGGGUGAAAAACAGAUUAAAGCUGAAAAGUUUGCUAGUGACAGCUAGAAAUAUUUUCAUUCAGUGUUUUAUUUCAUCCUUCCUUCUCAUCCAGACUUGCCAUAGAAAAGAGCAUAGCUUGAAAGCAGUUUUGGAGGGGGGACAACCCACAUCUUGUCAUGGCAACUAAGGGUCUUAUGUCAAUAUUUUCAGCUUAUUUCUCUUUUGUACCACGAGCAGCAUUCAAUAUCUUCACCUUUGGUAUCUCCUUUGGCACAUUCAAUGUUUUACAGAAUCAAAUGGAGCACACUUAAAAGAAUAAUUACAGUAAACACAUGUGGUGAAAUAAUCUUUUCCAAGUGUGAGCGUGUAUAAUGUAAGUGCUGUCUAGGAACCCGAUAUAAAACAAGCAAACCCUGCAAGAUUUCCAAAAAUUAUUUUAAUCGGAAUAAAAUUAAUU
Messenger RNA from Centrocercus urophasianus (Greater sage-grouse), 3538 nucleotides. It is a transcript of the gene CDHR3, whose product is annotated as cadherin related family member 3. Lineage: Eukaryota; Metazoa; Chordata; Aves; Galliformes; Phasianidae. Gene Ontology annotation, cellular component: plasma membrane. The record is from RefSeq and is a predicted model, not a curated record. Gene Ontology annotation, biological process: homophilic cell-cell adhesion. The coding region runs from base 1 to 2637 and encodes 878 amino acids. The transcript has 19 exons. Gene Ontology annotation, molecular function: calcium ion binding.